Ylistrum balloti is the source of this 3411-nucleotide messenger RNA. Its product is annotated as F-box/LRR-repeat protein 12-like. Gene Ontology annotation, biological process: positive regulation of protein ubiquitination; SCF-dependent proteasomal ubiquitin-dependent protein catabolic process. The coding region runs from base 1 to 951 and encodes 316 amino acids. NCBI's taxonomy places the organism in Eukaryota, Metazoa, Mollusca, Bivalvia, Pectinida, Pectinidae. Gene Ontology annotation, molecular function: protein binding. Gene Ontology annotation, cellular component: SCF ubiquitin ligase complex. The transcript has 3 exons. The record is from RefSeq and is a predicted model, not a curated record.
AUGACGGAUGUUAUAGAUGUAAACAUCAAACAUCUACCUGAAAAUAUCCUACUAGAGAUACUUUCCUAUCUCUCUGUGAAGGAUUUGUGUCGAGCAGGAAGGGUGUGCAGGGCAUGGCGUCGUGUAGUAAGAGACAACACACUAUGGAGACAUGUGGACCUCCUCCCUUACCGCCUUAACCUUCAGAAGAUGUGGAAGGUCAUCCGUGCUCACUUUUCCGAAUGCCUUCUCACAAUGAAAGUCCGUGGAUUUGUGGAAUCAGCUGGACCCAAACAAAAGAAGCCCUCUUUGUCAGAUGCAAUGUUACUAGACCUUAGAGAGAGAUGUCCAAACAUCCGCGACCUUCAUCUUCAUAUGUGUAACACUGACAACAUUUCUGCUAACAACCUACCCAGAUCCCUCACUCGACUUGUACUUCAUGGUUGUUCAUGGCAACCAAGAUGGCUGAAGGGACAUGAAGAGAACCUACAGAAAAUUGAAGGUUUGGACCUCUCCUGUUGCAGCAGGGUGGACAGUUUUGAUAUGCAGGAUAUUGGAAACUGGAAAGGAUUGAAGGUAUUGAAGUUAAAUGGUCUUUACAGAUUGAAUGAGAAGGGAAUCCAGCAUGUUGCUACUUCCCUACCACUGCUGGAGAGGCUGGAGUUAAGCUACACACAGUGCACAGAGCUUGCAGUUCAUCAUAUAUCACGUCAUCUUAAAAAUUUAUGUCACCUGAACAUGUCAAACUGUAGUCUACUAAAUGAUUCUGCUGUGGAAACUUUGUCUUCAGGGCUCCACAAGCUGGAGUACCUCGAUCUUAAAUCCAACAGUCAACUUACCAUAUCUGGGUUGUCGUCACUCAGAGCUUGUAAACGCUUGAGUGUGCUGGUGUUUGACUUAAAAGAUGAUACAGAAAAGCAUAUGCUACAGGCAGAACUGCCCAAUUGUACAAUUGUCAAUGGAGAUGUUUGAAAAGGUAUUGGUAAUUUUUUUCUUUUUUAAAGUCACAGGAAAUGGCCACAAUGAUUAUAAAAUAGAAAAAUUCUAAAACUCCAUGGAAAAAGGGGAGUCACCAGUAAUGGUGAUAUUUGAAAGUUAACAUCAGCCCAGGCUUCAGGGUAAUAAACUUUCAUUAAUUAAUGCAAGUUUUUAUGCUCUCUGAAAUUUAUUUUUGGGGGGAAAGUAUAUAGUUAUCGCUUUAUUUAUAUUAGUUAUCCUACAAUAAUGAUAUCCAGUUUGGUAAUAAGCCCACCCACCACCCUUAUCCUUUCCUGUUCAGUAACAUCAUCAACCAAACACUAUUUCAUUAUCUAGUAUAUUGAUUCAACCCUUUAUAUUUGACAAUUUUAUAAGUUAAACUGCGUAUAUCAAAAGAGAUAAAACAUUUCUGAAAUAGAUUUGUUCAAACCCAAGAGUCAAAACUGAUUUUUUCGAGUCAGAAACAUAUUGUCUGAUUGCAUGAAUAAGUCCACUUCCUGACUCUGAGCAAGAUGUUGUGUUGGUCUCGUGCUUAUUGUAGCGAUAAAUACAUGUACAUCAGUUUCACUUUAGGAAAACACGAUUAGAUUGAGUUCAGAAUAGAUCUCAACAAGAUAUAUAUACUCUGUCUUCCUAUAACAAAAAUCGAUCAAUUUCUAUCAGUUAUUGAAAAUUGAUCAAGGUGAGGGCUGAGGUCUAGAAUUUAUCUGUUUCCUCCUAAAUAGAAAUGAUAGAUAAACAGAUAAAACGGAGAUUCUGUUCUGAACAGUUUUCCAUAUUGGACAGAGUAAAUGUAUAUAAAUGAUUUUUAGAGUAGAAUUAAAUAUUUACUUAUUAUUAUUAGUCAGUUAUUAUAAAACAGAUGUCUUUUAAAUAAUGAAUGGAUCAAUCAGAAAUUUAUACUGUAAAGCUGGGAAGUUUUGGUGUUUUUCUAAUUUAUCAGUCAAUUCAUAUCUCAAAGCAGGAAAAUUUCAUGAUCUGGAUGUAAAAGAAUAUCUUAUACACGUGUGUCUCAUUAUUUGACAAAUUAAAUUUGUUUGGUCAUGUUAAUAUGAUAGAAGUAGUAAAAAUAUCAUCUGCACAAAAAUAAUAAGGUACACAGUAUAUGUGUUAUCCCGAUUACUGGAUGUUUAUAACCCUUACUGAGUUAAGGGAGGAUCCAUGUUUUAGUAGUUUAUAUUCACAACAUUGUGUACUAGAUAUCUUACGAUCCACUGAACAGAUAUAGUACGUAUUCUCACCAAAGCAUCAAGUCCUACACCUGAUUAGAUUUAGGUGGUCAUCUCUCAGGGUUAAAUGUCAAAGAUCUCACUGUAUCACCUUAUAGAUAGGAAGCUCUUUUAAAAUAAUUCACAUGGACCCCUUAACUUAUUUAGUAAAAAUGAACAGAUCAUGGAAUGGGGUGUAUUUAUGUAUCUAAAACUAUAUAUGUAAACUCACUUAGACAAUAGCAGCCUAUUUUUGUAGUCAGGGGGAAUAACUCUUCUUGAUUUUGAGUCAAUGUAUUGUGAAACUUCACAGGUGUUACAUGUAUAAUUUCAUAUUUAUUGUUUUAUUUCAUGUUUUUUCUGCAAUGAUUAUUUAUUAAGUUUGGGGUCAUUAAAUUUUGAAAAUCAAUGUCGUUAAAUGUAGCAAAAGUAUCAGAAAAAUUAGUUUUAUUACUGAAUAAUGUCUUUCUCUGAUACCUAUACAUUAUUGCCUUGGUGAGAGGGGGAUGGCUAUCUUUAAAUAGUGUACUUUUACAUUAAAGUAGGGGUCAGAAAAAAGCUGGACAUUUUAAUGUCUCAGAUUCAUUUGGUCAUCAUCCUUAGAGCCAGAAUGAUCAACAUACUCUUCAGUCCCUUUGGCAGCACACACAAAAACAUUAACGUGUGGUUUAUGAUGUCCUUUUUAUGAAGCGUCAUGGUCAGUUGGUCCAUUAAUGUUAUUUAUAAUUACCAUCAGCCUUCAAAUACAAAUGCCUGGAGAAAUUUACCAACAAUAUAUUAUGGAUGUCCUCAUAUGUUAUUUGUUUUGUCUACUCAAGUGUUCAUGUAAAAAUGAGACAGAAAAAGUAUCAUUUAAAUUCCAUCCAUGGAGGAGAUUUUUCACUAAUACAAGACUUUUCCUAGCUUUAGGGAAGGAAAAAGACAAUUCUAUCCAUGGAGGAGAUAUUUGACAUUCUAAUAUGAGAAUUUUCCUAGCUGUGGUAGAGAUUUCCUUGUCCCCACCACAAACCCAGGGAGUAUAUUUAAAUAUGAUGUUAAAGCACUAUGUCUUGUAACAGUUUAUUUUAUGUUACAUACCAGUAUAUUAGUAAGUACAGUGUCAUUACUACUAUUAAUGUUUGUUUUAACAGAUGUCAUCAUGUGUUUUGCAAGUGAUUGAAUAUAACUGAUGAUAAUUCGAUGAUAAAGACAAUUUUAAAGAUUUUUUCUCAUAUACAUGUUCUGCUGAAGAUUGUUAUAUAUAUAC